AAAAAAUGGAAGCGAAAACCUCUCUUCUCCAUUUCAUCCUCUUUAUCUUCCUCCUCUCUCAUUUUUCUCACUCAGCUUCUUCAAGAGUCCUAAACAACUCCUCAUCCUCGGCGAGGUUUCCGAGUGGUCAUGCAGAGAGGCUGAUCAAAUCCUUCAACCUAAUGCCAAAACAUGACGUUAAUGUCAUCACAAAGGGAAGCCUUGAUGCACCACGACUCGUUGAAAGCCAAAUCAAUUUUCAGGAAAUGAUCGGUUUAAGAAACGCUUCAGGUGGUCCUUCUGUCGAAGAGUUUGGCCACUAUGCCGGUUACUACAGCCUCCCUCAUUCGAAAUCAGCCAAGAUGUUCUAUUUCUUCUUUGAGUCACGGACCAACAAUACCGAUCCAGUUGUGAUAUGGUUAUCUGGUGGACCGGGUUGUAGUAGCAGUGUGGCUUUGUUCUAUGAGAACGGUCCGUUCACAAUAUCGGACGAUCUCUCUCUUUCUUGGAACGAUUUUGGUUGGGACAAGGUAUCCAAUCUAUUAUACGUGGACCAACCGGUCGGGACCGGUUUCAGUUACACCUCGGACACUAGUGAUCUCCGUCACGACGAGACUGGUGUCAGCAAUGAUCUUUACGAUUUCUUACAGGCCUUUUUCAAAGAACAUCCAAAAUAUGCAAAGAACGAUUUCUAUAUUACUGGUGAAUCUUACGCUGGUCACUACAUCCCGGCUUUGGCUUCAAGAGUUCACAGUGGAAACAAGAAUAAGGAAGGAGUUCCAAUCAACCUUAAGGGUUUUGCGAUUGGGAACGGUUUAACCAAUCCGGAGAUUCAAUAUGGUGCAUAUGGGGAUUAUGCACUGGAAAUGAAGUUGAUCUCUGAGUCUGAUCACGAUAGUCUCAAACAAGACUAUGUUGAUUGUCAAAGUUCCGCCAAACAAUGCAACCUUAAUGGUGGUGCAGAAUGUAGCUCUGCUUACGAAACUUGCAACAACAUCUUCGACCAGAUAAUGAGCAAAAUAGAAGGCACAAAUUAUUAUGACUUGAGGAAGAAAUGUGUGGGAAGCUUGUGCUAUGACUUUUCGAAGAUGGAAACAUUCUUGAACCAAGAAAACGUCCGCAAAGCUUUAGGAGUUGGAGACAUCGAAUUUGUGUCGUGUAGUACCUCAGUUUAUGAUGAAAUGCGGAAUGAUUGGAUGAUUAAUCUUGCUGUCAAGAUUCCAGCUCUCGUCGAAGAUGGAAUCAGUGUCCUUGUCUAUGCAGGAGAAUAUGAUCUCAUCUGUAAUUGGCUUGGUAACUCAAGGUGGGUUGAGCAGAUGAAUUGGUCAGGCCAAAAGGAUUUUGGAGCAUCCAAGACAGUACCGUUCCUGGUAGAUAGUAAAGAAGCUGGUUUAAUGAAGAAUCAUGGUCCUCUCACUUUUUUGAAGGUUCAUGACGCUGGACACAUGGUUCCCAUGGAUCAGCCAAAGGCGUCUUUGCAAAUGCUUCAGACUUGGAUGCAAGGAAAGCUCGCUGCUCCGACCACUGGGGCAACAGUUCGUCCGUGA
Messenger RNA from Eruca vesicaria subsp. sativa (arugula), 1526 nucleotides. The record is from the annotation of a GenBank genome assembly. Lineage: Eukaryota; Viridiplantae; Streptophyta; Magnoliopsida; Brassicales; Brassicaceae.